Molecule: messenger RNA, 486 nt
Organism: Fusarium coffeatum
Lineage: Eukaryota; Fungi; Ascomycota; Sordariomycetes; Hypocreales; Nectriaceae
Exons: 2
Coding region: 1-486 (161 amino acids)
Source: RefSeq, a predicted model, not a curated record
AUGCCUCUCUUCGGUCGUCGUGAACCUUCCCCAGAGCCCAUCCGCGAGGAACCUCGCAAACACGGCCUUUUCUCCUCAAAGUCCAAGCACGAGCCCGCACCCACCCACGCCUCUACCUCCCGCCACAACCGUCACUCCCGUGGUUCAUCAUCCUCCUACGACCACCGCUACUCAUCCUCAUCAUCCCGCUCUCCCGACCGUCGCAGAAGCAGCGGCGGUGGCUUCCUGUCCAAGUUCGGCGGUAACCGCAACCAAGACGAUCCCGCCGUUCUUGAUGCAAGGGAGCGCGUUCGCAGCGCCGAGAUGGCAGAGCGCGAAGCUGAUCGUGCGCUUGAGGAGGCGAGAAUUAGUGCUAGGGAGGCUAGGGAGCAGGUCAAGAGACUUGAGAUUGAGUCCAAGGAAGAUUCUAGACGGGCUAAGAUGAAGGAGAGUCAGGCUAAGGAGAUGUCCAAGAUGGGACGCAAGAUUGGACGUCAUGGCUACUAA